AUGACGCGCCGAAGCCGGGAACGCCGCGCGGCCGCCGGCGACGGAGACCCCGCCGGCCCCCCGCAUUACGCCCCCGACGAGGAGCGCCGCCUCGCCGAGGAGGUGCUCUACCUCCACUCCCUCUGGCGCAGCGGCCCGCCCGCCCCCGCCGGUCCUCCCGCGCGACCCGCCGGGGGCUCCCGCGCCACCCGCGCCAGCGCCGGAGGCUCCCGCCCCGCCCGCGCCCGCCCCAACCAGCGGAAGCGCCGCAGGACCGAGCGCCCCGCCGCGGAUUCCGAGGAGCCCGGCGCCGACUGGCCCCUCGCGCCCUCCCCGCCCGCCUCCCCAUCCCCCGCCUCCUGGCCCGACGCCGCCCCCUCCUCCCCCGCGCCCAGGCCGCAGCCGCAGCAGCAGCCUUCCCCCGCCUCGCUCGCGCAGCGGGACGCGCUCCGCGCCGCCGAGGAGUUCUUCUCCGCGCGCGGCGCCGAUGGCGACGACGAGUCAGAGGGGUCCGAGUCGGAGGACGGCGGCGACGCGGCGGCCGAGUUCUUCCUGGGGCUGUUCGAGCGGGACGCCGGGCUGCGGGGGUACUACGAGCGGAGCCACGAGGAGGGGGAGUUCCGGUGCAUGGGGUGCAUGGGGAGGAAGAGGAAGGGCAGGGGCCAGGCCAGGAGGUUCCGGGACUGCGUCAGCCUCGUGCACCACGCGCGCGACGCCACGCGCUGCGGCAGGCCGCUUGCGCACCGCGCGCUCGCCGCCGCCGUCUGCCGUGUGCUCGGCUGGGACGUCAAGCGGCUGCCCAGCAUCGUCAUCGACCCCUGCGGCACGCUCGGCCAGGCGCUGCUCGCCAGGGAGGGGGCGAGUGCCGCCGCUUCCACCGCCCAGGAGGCAAAGGAGAAUGUUGAUAGUGUGCACAAUGAUGGCGUGGAUGCAUUGAAGGAGGAUGUUGGUUCGGAGAAGAAGGGCUCCUUGAAUGAUGACAGGAAGGAGGAUGUUGAUAGUAGAAUGAAUGAGGCCGCAUUAAGUGAUGGGGAUGGAGCAAAGGACGGUGUUGAUACAGGGAAGAUUGGCCCUCCAAGUAAUAACAAUGAUGGAGAGGUUCAUGAGCAAGGGAGUGGUGCAGGAACUGCUGAAAAGGAAGGUGCUAUUGGCACUAAACAGGAGCAUCCUAAGAGUGCAGAUGAUAUGAGGGGCACUUGUAAUGUCAGACUAGAAAACAAUUCAUCAAAGGAAGAAGCUGCUACAGAGAAUAAGGAGGAGCAUACUGACGGUGUUGUUGACUCUCGAGAUGAUAUUGAGUUGAAAGUUGAGAUUGUGCUGUGUACACACGAACUGAAGGAGCACAUCCUGGCAUCUAUCCAAUUCGACCAUGUGGAGAAUGCGGGCGACCAUUUCCUAUUUUGUUUUGUGAAUUCUACCUGAGCAUUUCUCGAUUUUGCAGUUGUGUAGUUAAUCAACUGUUCUUCCGUGGCCCAACUGAGCAUAGCUCGUUCUCUCACUGGAGCACUCUCAUGUUAAAGAGAGAAGUUUCUCUUGUGGCCAGUCAGAUUCAGUUGCAAUUUCUUGAAAUGAAUGAAGCGAUGUGGUCCUUCUUUCCCUCCAAA
Molecule: messenger RNA, 1583 nt
Organism: Triticum dicoccoides
Lineage: Eukaryota; Viridiplantae; Streptophyta; Magnoliopsida; Poales; Poaceae
Exons: 8
Coding region: 1-1401 (466 amino acids)
Source: RefSeq, a predicted model, not a curated record